AUGAUUGGCAGCUUGUUGUAUUUUGUGCUCUACCCCUUGUCGCGCUCCGUGACUAGCCUGUUCUCAGACAACUCAAAGAAGGCUCCUUCUCCUGCUGCGGUUAAUGACAGGGCUGUGUGGGAUGGUGGUGCUGGAGCAGCCACAUUCACCAACUCUCAGACAGCCUUGCUGGAUCAGAAGGGAGAAGCGAAAGGAGAGGCGAAAGAAAGGGUAGAUAAACAAGUCAAGGAGGAAAACAAUAAAAGGCCUGAUAUGUACAACAAUCCACAGACAGAAGUCCUGCAUACAGACUCAAAGAAUUAUGGAGCAUCACGAGUGAGUAACGGGCAUUCAGCACAGCGGGAAGAGGCUGGAGAUUCCAAACAGGAGGAUCUGAAAAUGUCUGUCCAUCCUAACACUCUACAUUUGAAAGCUGACAUGGAGGAUGAUGAAUUGUCUACAGCUGAUGAUACCAGUCAGGAGCUAGUGCUUUUGGCACACAUACAGGGCAUGCGAGUAGAGGACAGCAUGCGAGAAACUACUCGAUCUGUCGAGGAACAACUGCAAACCUAUGUGGAGUCAGUACCUCCACUUCAGGUGAGUGUAAAGAAAACUACCUGUCCGGUUCAGGGUAAAAGAAGGAUGCAAGCCUUAGAAGAGUCGGUGACUCAAACUGAGGAGGGCAUGCAUUUUUGUUUUCAGGAGGAGAAAAUCCAGCAUUCAAACAUGGAAGUUUGGGAUGAGUAUUUACUAUCUACAGCAGCUGUUGCCUCUGGUGGAUUGGACAGUUCAAAGCUUGGGUUUUCCCCCCUUCCUUCCAAAACUGAAACCCAUGUGAGACUGUGUGAGCAACAGAAUGAACAAUCCGGGUGGCACUUCCCUGUGGGGCCUGGCUUGGCGGACGAAAUGCAGUGCCCACGGUGGAACUUUCCUGCUGCUAGUUAUUACCCAGAGUUAGAGGUGCCCUUUGAAGUUAUGUGGAGAGUAUGGGAAAAUUUGGAUGCAACAGAAGAGCCUUCCCCAACCCCUAUCCCACUCAAAGAAGCCUCGAUGGACUUCACUGUCAUGUCCUACAACAUCCUUGCUCAGGACCUAUUGGAAAUUAACCAACAUUUGUACGUACACUGCCCCCUCGAUGUGCUGGACUGGAGUUUUCGCUGCACUCUGCUGUUAAAUGAAAUAGCAAAGUGGGCACCAGAUAUUCUGUGUCUGCAAGAAGUUCAGGAGAACCACUACCAUGAGCAGCUGCAUCCCGUCUUUUCUGAGAUGGGCUACACCUGCGUUUACAAGCGGCGCACUGGUACCAAGACGGAUGGCUGUGCUGUCUGCUACCGUAGCAGCCACUUCUCUCAAGCUGCUGUCACUGAGCUGGAGUUCUUCAGACCUGAAACGGAGCUGCUGGACCGACACAAUGUGGGCAUUCUGUUGCUGCUCAGGCCACUGGUCACUGAGGGAGCGGAGGUUAAGGAGAAGGGCCCGCCGCUGUGUGUGGCCAACACUCAUUUACUCUUCAACCCAAGGAGGGGGGAUGUGAAGCUAACUCAGCUGGCCAUGAUGUUGGCAGAAAUUGACGCCAUGGUUAAGUCCUGUAAGGGGAAAGGCGAACACUGUAACGUCAUACUGUGUGGAGACUUUAACUCCCUUCCACACAUGCCGCUGUACAAUCUGAUUACCAGCGGGGAACUCUACUACCAGGGUCUGCCUGCAUGGAUGGUAUCAGGCCAAGAGGACCUGUCAUAUAAGCCCAGUUGUCGGAGGCUGUUUGCUCCUCUGUGGCCCAGUUCACUGGGAAUCACUGACAGAUGCCAGUACACCACUGUAAACGAUAUGUUUGACAGCCAGAGUCAGAAAUCAGGCAAAUAUAGGUACAGCCACGACUUGAUGCUGCGACUGCGUUACUGUCCAGCUGCCUGCGUUCGUCCUAAGGACCUGGAACUGAUUCCAGGAGUGACCGACAACACGUCUGAUGCUUCGAGGGAAGAUCAGCAUUGCGAACAAGGGUUCAGACGCAUUCUCAGACAUCGGUUGGACCUGGAGUCGGUCUAUAAGCACGUUCUUCAUGGCUCUGGCAGUCCAGAAGUCACAACCCUGCACUCUGAAGGGGGAGCCACUGUCGACUACAUCUUCUACACCCCUAAACGCAUUAGAACCGCUGACCAAAAAGGUAGAGAAUUUGCAGGUAAAGGUCUGAAGCUUAUUGGUUCCCUGUCCCUCCUGUCUGAAGAUGUCUUGUGGUCAAUAAACGGACUUCCCAGUCAUAUAUUCCCCUCUGACCACCUCAGUCUGGUGGCUCGAUUCCAGAUGGACCUGAACUCUUAA
Molecule: messenger RNA, 2298 nt
Organism: Menidia menidia (Atlantic silverside)
Lineage: Eukaryota; Metazoa; Chordata; Actinopteri; Atheriniformes; Atherinopsidae
Source: the annotation of a GenBank genome assembly